Molecule: messenger RNA, 2244 nt
Organism: Homalodisca vitripennis (glassy-winged sharpshooter)
Lineage: Eukaryota; Metazoa; Arthropoda; Insecta; Hemiptera; Cicadellidae
Product: zinc finger MYM-type protein 1-like
Exons: 1
Coding region: 1306-2244 (312 amino acids)
Source: RefSeq, a predicted model, not a curated record
UUAAUAACUUUAAUUUUAAGGGGGCGAUUCACCAUUGCGGUUUUAGCAACCUUUGGCCGGUCGGCUCCCAUAAGCGCAAUGUUAAUUUCACGCUUGCAGGCUUGUCGAAUUCAAAUGAUCAUAUUCCAACAGUGCUCACAAAAUGUGCUCAUAAAAAGUAAUAUUUUUUUACGGAAAUCUAUUGACAACUAAUCAAUCUAGGGUUCUCGAUUUUUUAAUUUCCUCUAAAAAAAUCUGUUCAACGGGCGGUUAAAAAUCACUAAUUUUUGGACUUUUUGCCAAGUCCCCUACACUAUAUUAUUUAAUAUUUUCAACAUUUAAAAAACGGCAAUCCUAGAUCACCAUUUGAGGAAUACACCAAUACUCUAAAAUUUAGGAUAACUUAAUUCUGUGAGCAGUGAUCAUUUGAAUUCCACGCCCUGUUUUCAUGGUCAGCGGUGUGUUAGAGCACCCCCUUAAUAAAAUAUACUCAAUUGUCGUAUGUGUUAUCAAUGAACCAAUUAAAAUUUAGGAUAAUUACUUUACUUGCUUAUUACCGCUGCUCUUGUACUUAUUACUCCUUAUAAACCUCAUGAGUGUUACUCUCUACAUCAUGGAAUGUUAGGUAGGUACCCUAAAUCAUGAGUGUUACUUGGUAGUUUUAAGGGAAAAUUGUUUAAACUACAGAUAUUUUGGCAUAUUUAACAUAUGUUUUAGAUAAGUAAGAACAGAAGUACUCUAAAACUCAUUAUUAAGACAAAAUAAAAUUUUUUGGCGAGUGAAACUCAAAUUGAAAAAAUCUCAUAAAAAUUCAUGUAAGUAAUACAAUGUAUUUGCUUGCGUUCUCACAGAAAAAAGUCCAACAUUUUUCCAGAUCCCCUUUUGGCUGGUAUAUGUGUGCCCUCCAGACCUUCUUCCUUCUUCCCAUAUAAAAAGAGCUUUCAAAUCUCGUUUUCUCCAGGACCCCUAGGAUGGCAGUUACGCAGAUUACGCUCCCAAAUAACUGACUAUUCGGUUCUAACGUAGAGUUUUAUAUUUUAGGCUACUACUAGCUUCUCUACAACUACAAUGAGGCUUAGCGGUGCGGAGUACAAGAAACGGGCGAAGAAGAAACUCGAAGAACAAGAACGUGUAUUGAAACAAACCAAAAGGCUAGAUUUGUUCUUUAAGACGCCAGGAGAACAAGAGAUUGCACCAGUACUUGAAGGACCUGCACUUGACGAUUCCAUAUUUUGACUGUUUCAAUUCUUCACAAAUUUCUUGUCUUACAUUUUGAGCCAUUAAUUCAAUGACUUCUUCACACGUUUGGGAAGAGAGAUAGUUUGUAUGACCACUUUGUAUGAGACGGCCGGCCAGCUGGACGACAAUGUUUCAGCUGGGCCAAGCUGCUCAAAUCCACCAGCUAACCUAGCAAGUUUAAACGAAGACAUCAUCAUAGCUCACGAGAUCGCCACUGAAAGCCUUUCGUUGGAGCUGCUGUCACCCUGCUGUUCCAGCGAAGAUCCAGCUUUCUGGGUUUUGAAUGAUGCAACUCGAGAUUCAAUCGCAAAAAAUGGGUUCAACCAAAAUAUCGACCUGGAUUUCUCAAACAGCGUCAGAGAAUACAAGGAUCAAAAACGAUAUUUAUCCAAAUCUCUGUUUCAACGAACAUUGAAAAAUGGAGAGGUUCAGGACAGAAAGUGGAUGGUAUUCUCAAAAAGCAAGGGUUCUGUUUAUUGUGGCCCUUGUUUGGCAUUCAAUUUCAAAGAGAAAUCCCAGUUUGAUUGUAAAGACGGAUUCAACGACUGGAAAAAUGGUGAAAGUCGGGCCAGUCAUCACGAAAACUCACCAAUUCACAAGUCGGCAAUCAUUACUCUAAAAUCACGAGAAAUUGCUCUGAAACGUGUUGGCAGUAUGUUAACUGAGCAGCUAGACAAAGAAACCAAUUAUUGGAAAAAGGUUUUGGCCAGGGUUAUAGCGGCCGUUAAGGCCUUGACAUCAAGAGGCCUUGCAUUAAGAGGCGAUGAUGAAAUCUUUGGAUCAAACAGAAAUGGAAAUUUUCUUAUGGCUUUAGAGCUUAUCUCCGAAUUCGACCCUUUUUUAGCUACUCACAUUGAAAAAUAUGGUAAUUGUGGAAGUGGUCAUACAAACUAUCUCUCUUCCCAAACGUGUGAAGAAGUCAUUGAAUUAAUGGCUCAAAAUGUAAGACAAGAAAUUUGUGAAGAAUUGAAACAGUCAAAAUAUUUUUCUCUCAUAGUUGAUUCAACCCAGACAUGUCUCAUGUAG